UGGGGGUGGGGUUAAAUGCACCGAGAUCUCUUUCCUAGAGAGACCCCAGCAAGGCACAACAGAUGCAAAAACUCGGGAGGACCGCUCUUCCGGCUUCCUCUCCUUGCAACUGCAUCUCUUAAGUUCUGCAUAUAUAUAUUUUUUAUUUCUAGUCUGGAAACAGCUGCAAGGGUGUCGCAGAUCUCCAGAAGAGUGCAAUGCAACGGCCGCAAAGGGAAGGGCAGAAAGAAAUAAAAACAGAGAUGCAGGACACCGAUGGAUCUGAAAAGGGGGACAAGCCAGAGGGGGGCGAAACAGACCUUCAUGUCACCCAGGUGGGGACCAGCACAGAGCUUCUGGCUGGGAUGGCUCCAAAGCUAAUUAAGCAGGAACCCGAGGAGGGGAUGCAGCCAUGCUGGGAGGCCCAGUGGCAGGAGUUCUUGAAGACCAUGCAGGCCCCUUGCUUAGGAUGGAGACCCUCACAGCUGUCUCUGCUCCACUCAGGGGAAGGCCCAAAGGAAUUCCGGGCCUCCUCUUGGCCGAGAAGAGGAUGUGCCACCCCGAUUCUCCCCAGCCUUCCUAGAGAAGUCCUCCAGAAGGCCUAUGAAAGCAGCCCAGAUCCUCAUGCAAGAGUGAAAGAAGAGAUUAUGGAGGAGGAAGAGCCCAUCGGCCUGGAGACUCGGUGCCAGUGCUUCCGGCGGUUCUGCUACUGGGAGGCCGAGGGGCCCCGCGAGGUGUGCAGGCGGCUCAAGGGGCUUUGCCGCCAGUGGCUGAGGCCAGAGAGGCACACCAAGGAGCAGAUCCUGGAACUGGUGACCCUGGAGCAGUUCCUAGCUGUCCUGCCCCAGGAAAUGCAGAGCUGGGUCAGGGAAGGCUUUCCGCAGACUUGCGCCCAGGCGGUGGCUCUGGCAGAGGAUUUCCUGCUGAGGCAGGAGAGGAGGGAAGAACCGUUUCAGGAGCUGGAGCCUUUCGAGCAGGUGAUUGUUAAUUCUCCCAAGGCAGAACAGGACCCGUCGGACACCGAAGAGUUGCAGCUCCCCAUGGCGGUUGAGCAGGACAGUGACGGGGAGACGAACUUGCUCAGUGAUGGGCAGCUUAGUGAGAAUGAGGAGGAGAAUUGUCAGCUGGAGAGACAUGAGGAAGCUGAAGCAAGCUGGGUGCCCAGAGAAAAAGCCCGAGGGGAAUUUACCCAGGAUUCUCUGUUUGUUUCCGGAACUGAGAAUAAGGAGAAGAAUCUUCAUGUAGAAAGUCCCAAGGAAGUGGAACUUAGCAAGGUCCCCUGGGAAAAGGGCAGAGGGGCUUUGUUCCAGGUGUUUGAGGGGCCCGCAAGUCGGCAGGGUGUGAAGAAGCUCCAGGAAGACCCCCUGGGAAACACCCUGAGGAAAGGCUUUGACAACAAAAACCCCUCCCAAGAGAGAAUCCCCGAUGAGGUGCCUCAGAAGGCAGAGUGCAGGAAAGGCUUCGCCCAGAGCCCCGACGUAUCUCAUCCGGAGAAGGCACCGUCGUAUGAGUGCUCCUACUGCGGGAAGAGGUGGCCUUGCCAGUCCCAGCUGCGGCGGCACGUGAAGAUCCACACGGGCGAGCGGCCCCACAAAUGCACGGACUGUGGGAAAAGCUUCAGCACUAGCUCCAACCUCAGCCAGCACAAGCGGGUCCACACCGGGGAAAGGCCAUACAGCUGCAAAGACUGUGGGAAAAGCUACCGGCGCCGAGCAUCGCUGCUCCAGCAUGAGCGGGAGACCUGCCGGAAGGGUAACCACUUAAACGCCCCAGCGGUGGGUUACGUGGUCCUGGGCAACUGCACUUUGCUGUGCAUGAAAAAGUCGGCGCAGGGCGGGAGGAACCGUGUGAUUGCGCCAAAGGGAGGGGAGGCCCCCCUAGCCGCUCAGCCCUUAAAUACGUUGACAGGAUAUGUGCCGGAAAGGAGCCAUCCCAAUGAUUAGAGCGCAAGGGGGUGGGGACAGGGGCAGGACGGAGAAAUCCUUCAAAGAGCAUCGUUGGAGCUUUAUUUGGGAGUCGACAGCGGCAGAAAACGUACCCUUUGCGAUGCCGAUCCCCUGUGGCAGCUCAGUGUGUGGAAACCUGUCCUAGCUAAAGAGUUUGGCGUAUAGAGGAAGGGUGAGAGCAACCAAGGAGCGCAACUCUUGAGAUGCACUGAAAAGGUGUGGUUUGUUGGGCCUGGCGCAUUACUAAGUGGGAACGAUUUGCCAUUGCUUUUAAUGCAGAGUGAAAAUAUGCUGGCCCUGAUAACAUCGCAUCAGGAAUGCACUGAUAAUGUUGUGGGACUUCAGCUCCCCAUCAGCCCUAACCAAAAUGGCCAGUGGAUGAGGAUGAUGGGAGCUGCUGUGCCAGAAACAUGUAGAAGGUAUCACAUUGGCAAUUCCCACCAUACGUUUUCAAAAAGCAAGAUCUGCCACACCAAGCAGAACACACUAGCCAUGUACGGGUGUCCUGCCAGGCACUUAACAAGCAGCCUUGUUUUUGCAUGCCCCAACAAGCCACCCCGGACAUGGGCUAUGUAGUACCUGGGCUCACUCAGCUGAUGGGCAAGGAAUGUGUGUGUCUCGUGUCGUGCAGGCUUCAAAUGCAGUAUGCGACAGGAGUGGGUCUGGAAGUGUGAUUUUGAAAAUGCCAUGAAACCUUGGUCAAGGAGCACAAGUCUUGCCUACGUGCAGGAACUGUAUAAAUAUUCUGUUUGAGAUAAA
This is a messenger RNA of Lacerta agilis (Sand lizard), 2684 nucleotides long. RefSeq names its product zinc finger and SCAN domain-containing protein 30-like. Gene Ontology annotation, biological process: regulation of transcription by RNA polymerase II. The coding region runs from base 198 to 1922 and encodes 574 amino acids. The record is from RefSeq and is a predicted model, not a curated record. The transcript has 4 exons. Gene Ontology annotation, molecular function: RNA polymerase II cis-regulatory region sequence-specific DNA binding; DNA-binding transcription factor activity, RNA polymerase II-specific. Lineage: Eukaryota; Metazoa; Chordata; Lepidosauria; Squamata; Lacertidae.